AUGAUGCUACAAACCAGUCAUCGGAGACACGAGUACAAGAGCAUGCUGCCGGAAGAGUUCAAUGGUGGGUCGUACGACCAAAUCUUUGCUGUUGUCCCUACACACAGCACCAGCUCGUUAUCAUCCUUGUGGUCCUCAUCGAUGUGUCUCGAUCGUGUAGGCGGCAAGACAGUCGAGAACGCUGCAGCGGACAUACUGGACACGUGGGCCACAAUGCAGUUCCAGCAAUCAGAAGAGGAGCCUUUUGUAAUCUUGCAUGAGCCCCAGCCGGUCCAGGUAUUUCUUCCAGGUCUGUACAUCGCACAGCCAGCUGACUCGGAGAGAAUGACCACUACACUUCCAAUUUCUUUGGAUAGUGAGUCUGAGACGGAAGGUUCCGACAGUUCUGGUUUCUGGGACCCUCCUUUCUAUGAUGCAUCGGCUGGCGCAGCUCAUGUUCGGUAUCACAAUGAUCGCUGUGGCGGGAGUGGUGUUGUGUUGCCAGUGGAGGUGCUGGGAUACUUACCAUCCUUCUAUUUCGAGCACGAUUAUCUUCAUGCACUUGCUGCUGCUUCCUCGAGAAUGUUGAGCCUGGUUCGAGACAAAACACACUGGCAAGACCUAGUUGUUGACAUCGAUCGACCAGACCUUCUGGUGUCGGCCCGCCUCCGCAGCAUGAUAGACUUGCUCAGCCGGGCCAGGUGGGUUUGCGUGAAUAUACAUCAGUUGAGCAUGUUCCUCAUCAUACCAGCAAACAUCAGGCUGAACUGGACACCGACACCUGUUCCCCGACAUUCUCUGCCGCCGUUCGUAAUGUUCGGCUUCCAGUCCAUGCAGCCGCUGCUCGGUGUCGCGGACUUCGACAUCGUUCUACCGGCACAGCUGCGAUCACUUGUUGUUGGUGUCAGGGAAUGGCAUGGUGAAACCAGAUUUUAUUGUCGAAUCGACAAUAUAUUUCAGACACCAGUUGCCUGGUCUUUGGGCAUGAACAACAGACCGGCCAGACCUUACACACGAGCCAGCCGCUUCGAGUUCAUUGUGAACCGAAGCAACAGAUUCCAUCUCCGAUGGAACACAAGAUUCUUUUCUGUUGGACUGAAUCACCAAGGUGUUCUGCGUGCAUCGGUGACUGCUCCGAAUGAAAGACUGGCUCCUGCCUUGUCUCAAGUAUUUAUUUGGGGUUUCGGGCCACAGCGUCCGCUUUCCACGCGACCCCGAGUAGCUGCAGUGCCAUCCUUGCUGCAACUGAAUGCAUCCAUCAGGUGUGCAAUUUGUCACCAAGAGCACACCAUCAUGAUACCUCGUUGGUGUGUCUGCCCCAUGUGCACGACAUGGGUUUGCGCGUCCCAUGUCGGGGAGUCUCCAUGGAGAAGAUGUCCUGGCUGCGAGUAUCGUCUCCAGGAUUACUUGGGUGGGGCUGAGGACAAUGAUGGAGAUUCUUACGUGCAGGCUCCGGAUGGAACAAGUCACGACUGGGACGACGAGCUCCUGGUAUCCAAUUCGAAUCUGGAAAUGGUAUCGCACAAUAUGGAUUUCUUGGGAGGAUCGGUUACCGGACUCAUCCACCAAUACGCGGAAGAGUUCGAACCGGCGGUGGCGCUGAUGAAGAUGAAGUCUGGGAAGCAAUGGCCUAGGCCAGAAUAUGUGGACCCGUCCAUCAGUUUGCCGUCUAUCGCAGCCAUGCUUCAAGGGAUGGACUUCAAGUAUCAGGCAGACCUGGUACAUCUUCUCCGGCAAAGUGAUCCGAACAUUUCGGAAAUCUGUCGUUUGGUUGCUUUGAGCAAAGAAGACUUGAACGGCUGGGAUGAAAUCGUCAGUGCAUUGGCUAUGUCCGAUAACGAAAUCAUGCUGCACUGGGACAGGAAACGCAUAGCUGCUGCCAACUCUGGUACUUGGAUGCAUGCGAUGCUGGAGCAUAUGCUGAAUGGCUACAAAAUACAACCCGGACCUAUGGAGGGAGAAAUGACUGCAGUCAUUCGGUUCCUGUCUGGUUUGGAUAAUGUCGAAGUCUACCGUACAGAAUGGUGCAUCUGUGCACCUGAAGAAGAUUUGGCAGGGUCCAUCGACUUGGUUCUCAAGGACAAAGACACUGACGUUUUUCAUCUCGUCGACUGGAAACGGAGUGAGAACCUGCAGGACAAGUACAACAGCUACGGCAAGAAAAUGGCUCCUCCUAUACAGGAUGUAGAUGACUGCCAAGGACAGCAUUAUCGAUUGCAGCUCAAUAUCUACAAAUGGAUCUUAGAGAACUACUAUGACAUCAAGGUGCAGCAAAUGAAAGUCGUAUGCGUACAUCCGCGUUACCUUCCACAUGGACUCGUGGACAUUGUACCUGACAUGCAGACGACGGUUGCCAAGAUGAUGCAAUGCUGCCGAAACAAGAAGGCUGCCAUUUCAAUGCAAAAUGCUGAACGUGCAGAGAUCGGUCCUGGCCAGGCCCACGACGCUCCGGGUCCUGCUCAUGGAUGUGAAAGCCUGCCACCCGGACAAGAUAGUCAGGGCAAUAUUCCAGAUACGUUGGAGUUUGAAGUCAUGCUUACAGGCCCUCCACCAACCAAAGAUGAAAUGGAGAUUGCACUGGAAGAACUCAUGUUGGAGGAAGAGGACAAAACUACACAUGGCCUAGCCAAGAAAAGAAGAUUGAUGCCGGGAGCCGACACACAUGCUCUGGACUGCAAAAACAUGUUUGCAAGAUCCCUCGACAUUAUCAAGAAUACCCUUGAUACAUAUGGAGCAGAUGUUUGUUUGCAGCCUAACACCAUCAUGCAGAACACGAGGAACAUGGUGAGCUCCCUCCAGACCAAGUACCCCUGGAUGUCGGAUCAACUGAAACGUUUGAUCAUGGUGGCCGUUCACAUGACCACUGGCAAAAUCGGUGAUAAGCCUAUGCUGCCGGACGCCGCUGCCAUUACCUGGAUGGUAGAAGGUGACUGUCACAUGCGUGUCCACAAAGGUUUCCUUUUCAUCUACGAUGACGAUGGCUGUUUCAUGCCAUUUGGCGGAAUUCCUCCUGAAGCUGUUCUACACCGUGUUGGUGACUUCUUUUGUUGUCUUGAAGGAAUAUUCCGACGCAUGAAACCCGAAAUCGUUCGAGAUGCAGUUUCGGUUGCUAACGCCAUCGCAGCGGACAUGCAGAACUUCGAGACGGAGUCGGACUACUUCACAGAAUGUAGGAAUGCCACGAACAAAAGAUCUCAGACACCUGCGUACUCACAGAGAUUGGAUGAUGACGAAGAGGAUGUUCGCGGUCGCAAUCAAUCCGGACAAGAUGCAUGUGAAUCGUGGCCUCUGGACAUGGCAUCUAGGUCCUGGAAGGUGUCCUGUAUCAUCAAACAAGAGCUCAUGCAGACAAGGAUGGUUUCCUUGCUCGUGGAGUGGUGUGAGACGGAAGACAGAAGGUCGUCAACUAUAUGUUACGAUGAUCUCUGCCUUGCAUAUGAUCGACCCGGAUCCUUUCUUCCAGUAGAAGUGGUGAAAAAGGGCCCGCAGAACAACUGUUAUGUGAGGAUUCCACAUCCCUUGCUGGAUCCAGUCAUGGAAGCUAACAUGGACAGACUCCAAGGAUUCUACGAGAGAACAUUUUGGUGCAACUUGGACGUGUUCAAGUGUUUCCAAGCUGCCGCAGCCAUCGCCAAGAGAGGCUUCAAUGUCGAUCGGCUGGAGGUGAACAGGGUCAUGGCUUUCCUCGGUGUGACCAACGGCAAUUUCAACUCCAUGUUCAGACGCUCCUUCGUCUGGAAAGCAAAGGCCCGCUUCGUCCAUGGCAAGUUCCUACGACAUUAUCCAGAUCAUGAGAAGGACGGCAUUUUCGAAGCGGAUCCCAGCCUAAGCAAGUUUCUGUCCACAUCCCAAGCCUCCAUUGCAGGAUUGAAGUUGCAGUGGGCCUUCGAGGUGGAUCACAGUAAGGAAGACUGCUACCAACUCAUCGAAGACUACUGCAAUGGAGGCGACGGCCAUUUGACCGAAGACAUCAUGAGAGAUGCAUGCGGUCUGCCAGUGCGAGUUCGUCAGGAGCACGAGGAAGAAGGGCUGGGCAACGUCAUGGCGGCAGGACAAGACAGUGCGGACGAACGUGACGAGAGAGACCAGGAAUGGAUCAAAUUAAAAAACUUCCUCACCACCUACAUGCUGGAGAAAGAGAUGGACGUGAUGACGUUCCACGAGUUCAAGAAGAUGAACUUCAAGCCAGGCCAACAUCCCAAUCUGGCCAAGGGAGUCAUGUGGGAUCAACUUGAAGAGAAGGGCGUUGUUCGCACGGCUCUCAUUCGGCAGAAAACCAGCAAAGAGAAGCCCGGGGCAUACAUCCCCAAUUUGAUCUUCAGCAAACCUCAUGCUGAUAUUUGCCCACAGGCUGCAUUGGACACUGUUCGACUGCAAUUUGAAGAGGAGCAAGACAUCGGCUUAGCAAAAAAGUACGCUCACAGCUGCCGUGGUCGCAGCAUGAACGCGGACACCAUGAAGGCAUUCUACAAGGCAAUGAUUCCUGCCUCCAAGAAAGGACGCCGCACAGCAGAAACGGAAGAAAUCGUGCAGAAGUAUCAGUCUCUCAUUCGGAAGCUUGAAGAUCACGAAAACUGCCUUCAGCAGAUUGUAUCAACAAAGCAUGGACGACGCUUGCGAGGGAAGAAGUCGGUGGAGGAGGACGACCAUGAGUCGGUCGAUCAUGUCUCUCUGGAUGGAAAAAGUUGGAGUUCUCUGAAGCACGGCCGAACCAUAUCGUAUGCCUACUCUGAGAAGGUACCGUACACGGUGCGAGCACGCCGCUACACUAACAAUGGUGGAGUGCAGUCCAUGUCCCGUCGACUCCAAUCUCACGUUGUGGACGGUCAUACAGUCGAUUUGGAUAUCCAGAACUGUUGUCUUACAUUGUUGCAGCAGAUCAUUGCUAAGGUCGAGCCACAGCCACCCAUGCCUGACAAUCUUGUGAAACUUCUGGAUCGUUUGGUGAAUGAUCGAACAGCUGUGCUGAAUCAGCUCGGGCUUCAUAUCGUGGAGGGCAAGGAGAUGAUCAACACCGUUCUGAACGGUGGCAGCCCAUUUCCGGCAUUGAAAAACAAUGAGAUUGUCUAUGAUCUGCAAAGACUCUCACAGUAUGUCCGUUGGGUUGCAUGCAAUAUGCUACACGAGGACUAUAUGUCGCUUGCGGACAACAAGCAUAAGACAUUCCCAUCUUCCACCAUCCUAUCAUUGCUUUGGACCUCAGUCGAAGACAGGAUUCUGCAGAGUUGGACCGAACAUAUAUUGAGUCGUCCGAGCAAGCCAAAGCACUUGUCUCUUCACUUCGAUGGUCUUCGAAUAUCCAGAGAUCACAUUGAGACGUCGCAAGAUGAAUUCAUCAAGGAUUGUGAGAAUGCAAUCAGAAUGCGGACUGGCUUCAUGGUGAAGAUUGUGGAGAAAAAGCAUUUUUCCUUCAUCGACUUGGUGAAGAACAGAAGUACUCAUGCCAAUUCAGUUACGAAUGUACCUGCUCUUCUAUUGCAACCAGGCAACUGCAUACCCUGUGCCGUCUGGCACAUGACGCCACUUGUUAGACCAGUUGUGGUCGCUGCGAUAUCAAACGAAACAUUGGAGAAGAACAUCGAUGCCAAGAAGAUGAAAUACAGAGAUUACCGUUCUGUAGCUUCCAUGUGUUCGAUUGAUCUCGCCAGCUGUGUUGGUCUGCCUGAGUCGCAUGUGAAAUCUUUCGUUAUACAUUACGAAGGACAGGGCGUCCCACACUGUCUGGCUGUCAGAGUAGAUGCUGCUGGGAAAAACGUUACAAUCCUGGAUGGGGCCACAGUGUACAAGCUCACCAUGGCAAUUUUUCGAGAAAUCCAUUCUGCAGCCGUGGAUCACGCCACCAUGGUGUCGUAUUGGAAACCAGAUUCCCGCGACAAGAUCGAUGGCAAAUCCUCAUUGUUGCUGGAUAUGGUUGCAGGUGCACGUGAGGCUCCACAUGAUUCCGAAGAAGAUACUUGUGAUGAUGUGGCCGAAGCCUCCGCUGCAUCCAGCAUCAAUAGGUUGUCCUUCGAUGAAGACAAUGUUCCGGUUUUCAGCGACAACAUUAUGAACCGCUUGAGUGAAGAAGCAGACUUCGUCAUGAAAGUUCGAGCAGUAUCUACGAGAUGUCAUAUGGCCGCCUUCGAAUCCAACAACAAGCUGGCUAGCUUGCUACCGCGACGGUCGCAGCAUUGGAUGCCUAUGCUUGAGGACAUCGCCACAUCUCAUGCGUUCCUUGAUAAGAUGGAGAGCAUGAGCAAUGUCCUCAUGCAACAAGAUGAAUGGCAUUAUAUCAGCAUGGACGCCACCCUGAAACUGUGCAUGAAGCUGAUGGGCCAAGCUUCCUACAGGUCGCCGAAGGCUGUGCGGGACGAAGCGCCCUUUGGAGACGAUGUGGCGUGGCGGAGACUACUGACCGUUCGCGGUCGCACGGGUGCAGUCCUCUUGAUGCAUCCACUUCAAAACGAAUCGUCGGAGCAGCUUGUGGAGGCGCUAAGCCAGAACUUCUCCACAGAGCAGCUUCAGGCGGUGGUGCACAUUGGGACGGACAGCCCAUCCGAGAAACUCUUCAGUCAGUUGCAGAGCAUAUGUCCGUGUAUGAAAUCUCUGAUUCUGGAUCCCAUUCACUUGGCUAUUGUUUACGAGUAUGGAUUUUGGAACAAGAAGAGUCCUGGAUCUAAACAACUUCGUCGCAUACUGAAAAAAUGCACUGCCGUGGACGACGAUCUGGGUCGUGAUUGCUGGGGUCCAUUCUACGAUGGCAGGAACGCCAAUCCGUUGGGCGAAGUUGAGAUAAAGUACAGGGACAUGAUUUCGACUUCAUCCAUGACUCCAUCUGAGAGCAAGAACAUCCUGGACAAGCUGGACAUGCAGGUACCGUUCUCGAACCGUCUGGAAUUCAUCAAGGCACUGGCUGCCCUAUGUCAACGAUAUCCCAAUGAAGUCAACAAAAAGAUUGCAGGUGCCAACAAGCAGAUCAACAAGAUUUUAUGGUCUGCAUGCUCGCCCGAUCGCUUGGAGUGGAUGAUGAACAACUUGCGUGUAAGACACGCCAUUCAACCUUCGUAUCGAUGGUUCCUGCCAAGCGGGACGUCGAGUAACGAAGCCCUCCAUGCCGAAGUGAAUUCCUGGACUCGAAGCAUCACUGCGAUGCAUCGCUCUACUUUGGCUAUGAAGCUAAUGUACUUCAGAUACAUCAAGUUGUUGUUACAUUAUCUAUCUGUCCAGCAUCCUCUAUCGCAUGUGGUGAGUGCCAGUAUGCUGCUAAGCAGAUCCCUGCACGCAUCGCUGUGGUACGGUGAUGACUGGACCGCGUGGUGCUCUGAACAAUCGUCAGAGACAGUGCCUAAGAAGGCCGCACUUCCUUUGUCCUCUGCCAACCGGCACGAGGCGAAACUGGUUCGGCAACACCUACAGAAAAAACCUGCUUGUAAAGGACGUAAGAACCACGUCGUCAAGAGACGUGUCACGCCACUAUCCGUUAAACGGAUGCACACACUGCGAAGUGCCGGUGUAAAGUCACGUCGACGCGAUUGA
Messenger RNA from Symbiodinium sp. CCMP2592, 7494 nucleotides. Lineage: Eukaryota; Dinophyceae; Suessiales; Symbiodiniaceae. The record is from the annotation of a GenBank genome assembly.